CCCGGAUGGUACCCACUUUUUAAUUUAUAAUGAUGAUAAAAUCGUAAUCGUAAUUUGAAAAUCUUCUGUGUGCUUCCCCUAAAAGUCACAUCUCAGAUGCUCUAGGUCACUCGAGCGUGACAGAACAAUUCCUUUUUUUCUUUUUUCUUUUUUUUCGUUCAGCGCGUCACAGUUUGGAUUUUUCUCACAGCUCCUGAAGACAGCAGUACACAUUCAGUCAGCGCGCCGAGCAGCCCUUGUUUCAGUAGUAAAACCAUGUAAAGAUGGCGGAGUUACAAAUGCUGCUGGAAGAGGAAAUUCCUGCAGGACGUAGAGCUCUACUGGACAGUUUUACUAAUCUGGAAAGAGUAGCGGAGUACUGCGAAAGCAACUAUGUCCAGACUGCAGACAAGGAGCAAGCCCUGGAGGAAACAAAGAGCUACACCACCCAAUCUCUGGCCAGCGUUGCCUACCUCAUCAAUACGCUUGCCAACAAUGUCCUGCAGAUGCUGGACAUCCAGGCCUCCCAACUCCGACGAAUGGAGAGCUCAGUUAACCACAUUUCACAGACUGUUGACAUUCACAAGGAGAAGGUGGCGAGACGGGAAAUUGGCAUCUUGACCACCAAUAAGAACACAUCCCGCUCACAUAAAAUCGUUGCUCCUGCCAAUCCGGAGAGGCCAGUGCGCUACAUUAGGAAGCCCAUUGACUACAGCGUGCUCGAUGACAUUGGACAUGGAGUCAAGUGGUUGUUGAGGUUUAAGGUGAACGGCCAGCAGAACAUGAAACUAGGAGGGGGUCUGUCCAGGUCCAAUCCCCCCACCCAGAAACCACCCAGCCCUCCGAGGGCAGGCAAGGGCAUUUUAGGGAAGAACUCCCCCUACAGGACACUGGAGCCUGUGCGCCCCCCAGUGGUACCCAAUGAUUAUGUGUCCAGCCCCACCAGAAACAAUAUGGCCGUCGGGCAGCUUCCAAGUCCGGCCCGCACAGCCACCCUCAACCAUCGACCCCGAACAUACAGUGGUAGUAGUGAGGGCAGCCACCCCAGCAGCAGCAGUCGGAGUAGCAGCAGGGAGAACAGCGGCAGCGGCUGUGUGGGUGUUCCCAUCGCCGUGCCUACACCCUCCCCACCCUCCACCUUCCCAGGUCCUAUCGUCCCUCAGUUCUACAGUAUGAACCGGCCGCAGCCUCGACAGCAGGCUACGCAGGUAGGGGGGUCACUGCCGUACCGCCGACCCCCCUCUGUGACCGGUCAGCCAAUCAUAACACAGAACCAGGUCAAUGGAGGUCCCUACUACAACCAAAGCCCAGCCUCCCCCCCGCCCCCCUCCCUCCUCCAGUUCACCCCUCAGCUUCCGCUGAUGGGCUUUGUUGCUCGAGUUCAGGAGUCCAUUUCAGAUGCUCCUCCUCCUUCUCACCCGGUUCCUGAGAGCCAAGCUGGCCCAGAGGAGCCCCUGUCCACUCUUCAUCCAUUGCAGGAUGGACAGGAAGAGGAGGAUUCAGCAGUAGUGGAGUACAACGACCCGUACGCUGAAGAGGACCCACCAUGGGCCCCCAGAACCUACCUGGAGAAAGUGGUGGCCAUCUAUGACUACUCAGCCGACAAAGAGGACGAGUUGUCGUUCCAGGAAGGAGCGAUUAUCUACGUCAUCAAGAAGAAUGAGGACGGCUGGUUUGAAGGAGUGAUGAAUGCAACCACCGGCCUCUUCCCUGGAAACUACGUUGAGUCCAUCAUGCACUACACCGACUGAGGAAAAAGAAGAGGGUAUCCCUUUAAAUAGUGUGGACUGACAAAUGAGAUGAUCUGUGAAAUGUUACAGACAGCUUCUCCAGGGCUGAUUUUACCAGGAAUCUGUUUCACACUGAUCCCUGCAGACGUUAAACCUCUGGUUUGUUUGGAAAGAUAAAUAAAUCCAAUAAAACAACUAAUCUAUUAUCAAACCUUUUAUCUCUGUUUCUUAUUAGCAAAGAGCAGUGUUGGGUAGUCAUCAACUAAACACUAAAUAUAUGAUGUGUCCGGGGAAACUUAAAUUGUAGUUUGUCAACCAGUCAGUUAAAGCACAUUCAUCAAAAAUCAGACACUAAAGUCUUUUUUUGUUUUUUAGCAGAAGGUUGAUUCAUCUGAUAUGAUAAUGUCUUUUAGGGCCCAUAUGUAUUGGGAAAGGAAGAUCCUGCACACUGCUCUUGCUCAGUAUCAAUGAUGCAGAGCAAGAGCAGUCUGCAGGAUCCUCCUAUCUCCACAACGCACCUGCAUCUGAGAUAGUUGGAUUGUCAAAUAUUUCCUUCGAAAAAAGGGCCCAUAUACAUAAGACUUAAGAAAAAUGAUCUCAAGAAUGAUCAUAAACUUUGACUUAUGAAUCUAACAUUUUAGUAAAAAGACUGAUUUUGUAUAAAGAAGCUAAAAGUGCUGACUGCAGUGACUGCUCAGACUACAAUCAUGUCUACUACAAUUCCUCCCCUCAAGCACUGAAUCAGCCAACAGCAUGCCUCUAAAGAUGACAUGUGUUUAAGAUUACCCAUAUCUCAUAGUCUCCAACAUUAUAUAUGCUCCAGUAUAGUGAAACAUGCAAAAAGAAAGCUUAUAGACUAUGUCAUAUACAUACAUAUUAUAACAUAUGCAUACAGUGCUGUUUGAAAGUUUGUGAACCCUUUAG
This is a messenger RNA of Thunnus maccoyii (southern bluefin tuna), 2633 nucleotides long. RefSeq names its product abl interactor 2-like. Gene Ontology annotation, cellular component: lamellipodium. The transcript has 12 exons. Gene Ontology annotation, molecular function: SH3 domain binding. The coding region runs from base 264 to 1730 and encodes 488 amino acids. The record is from RefSeq and is a predicted model, not a curated record. NCBI's taxonomy places the organism in Eukaryota, Metazoa, Chordata, Actinopteri, Scombriformes, Scombridae.